GAGGGUAUUAUUACACAAACCCUCAGUGUGGAAGCCACUCAGCAGCUCAUCAUGACUAGAUCUGCACUCCUGAUUCUGGCAGCCCUUGUUGGAUCCUGCGUUCAGUUUACAGAUGCUGUCAAUGUUGAUGUUCGAGAAAAUGAUCUAACAGAGGAGACAGAAAGUUACAUGCCGAUACUCUGCUCACCAAUACCUGUCUCCUUAUCCCCAUCCUCCUCAGUUCAUACUCUCACACCUGUUGACAUCUCAUCUGUUUAUGUCUUGGGAACUCUACUCUCACACAGGGAUGAAACAUCCAGAGUGGUCAAUAGAGUCGCUGAGCUGCUGUCCAUGUUUAACCCUGAUGUGAUCACUCAACAUGUGGAUCAGACAUCAGUGCAGCCCAGAAGCUUGUUGGAGGAAGCUGAGGAGCUAUCUCUUUCCCUUUCACAUCAGGUGAUGGACUGGAAGCUCGUGCUGCUGUUUGUCCAGGCAGAUUCCACAUGUGCCUGUUCACCACAUGUUGCUGCAGAUGUUACAGCUGUUGUGCAGGAAGUGGAAGCAGCUCUGCAGUUGUUGCAGAAAAGGUUGCAUCGCACUUUAGUUCACGUCGUGGUCUGGAGCACAAAUCAGCAGGACAACAGGUGUGAGUGUAUGAAAGAUGAAAGCAUAAACCAGCGACUAUAUAAAGCAACUCUUCUGAAAACACUGCAGGACUCUUUAAGUCGUGUCUUGGAGAAUCCAAAGUGGCACAGUGACAUGGCAGACUUCACCGCCCUGCUGCAGUCUGUGCCAGUUAUCCUCGAACUCAUCUCAGAUUCUGAGGACACAUGGUCUGACCAAAACCAAAUAGCUGUUCAGCUAUGGACAAACCUGCUUCAGCCGGCGACAGGUCAGGCAGAGGUCAUGGACACUGGCGUCAUUACUAUUCCUUGCCCUACUCAGGAACAACCUUUUCUGCGGACGCAGAAGAAUUCCCCCUCUGAAUCACAGGGCAAAGUUUACAGUAAAGCCUCUACACCAACAGAUCCAGUUAUGGGUACUGAGAUACCUUGCACAGACCGCAGUCCAUCUCCCACUACACCCACUUCAGUUCAUGAGCUUAGACCUGGAGAUAUCAAGGUGGUGGCAGCAGUAGGUGACUCUCUGACUGCAGCCAAUGGUGUGGGUGCAAAGACGGACAACCUUCUGUUAGUCAUUAAACAGUACAGAGGAUUGUCAUGGAGCAUUGGAGGUGAUGAAAACAUCAACAAUGUGACCACUCUGCCAAAUAUCCUGAGGGAGUUUAACCCCUCACUGACCGGCUUCUCAGAGGGAAUAGGUAAAGAGGACUCUCCAGGAGCCUUCCUCAAUCAGGCCGUGGCCGGAGCCAAGAGUGGUGACAUGGUACGACAGGUGCAUGUCCUAGUGGACAAAAUGAAAAAUGAUUCGGGCAUCGAUUUCCACAAUGACUGGAAAGUGAUCACCAUGUUUAUUGGUGGCAAUGACAUCUGUGACUUCUGCACCGACAGCAUUUUUUUCUCACCCAGGAACGUGAUCGGUCGUAUCCGCCAAGCUCUGGACAUACUCCAUAGUGAAGUUCCCCGUGCCAUUGUCAAUCUGAUAGAGCUGUUAGGCAUUGUACAGUUGCGUGAUCUGCACAACGAUAAAACUCUGGGCUGUCCCACCUGGUUUGUAAGUUUAGUUUGCCCCUGCAUACUGAAGCCUAAAGAGGGAUCCUCUGAACUCCAGAAGGUCAACGACGUCAAUAAAGCCUAUCAGCAUGCUAUGAGAGAGCUAAUUGACUCUGGCCGCUAUGACACACACCACAACUUCACUGUGGUCCUACAGCCCUUUGUCCGGGAGGUUAUCCUUCCCAAGUUAGAGGAUGGCCGGCCUGAUCGCUCGUACUUUUCACCCGACUGUUUUCAUCUCAGUCAGAAAGCUCACACUCUCAUGGCUCAGGCUCUCUGGAACAACAUGUUAGAGCCAGUGGGCAACAAGACGUUUACACAAGACUUCGCAGCUGGCAUCGACCUGAAGUGUCCCUCUGAGACCAACCCAUUUAUUAGGACUGCUGUCAACAGCAACUACACCUUUCCAGGCCCUCCACCCACUUCUGCUCCUGCCACAAAUUGGGGCAGUGACUUUUCCUGCGUUAACACAGCUCCAUCCAACUCUGUGCCCACUUCAGUUCACAGGUUACGACCAGCAGACAUCAAAGUGGUGGCUGCUGUGGGGGACUCUUUAACUGCCGGCUUUGGUGCCAAGGCAAAGAAUCUCCUGCAGCUAAGAACUGAGUACAGAGGGGUGUCCUGGAGCAUUGGAGGAGACAAAACUCUUGAGACUGUCACAACAUUACCUAAUAUCCUUAAGAAGUUCAAUCCUAAAAUCAAAGGGGUGUCAAAGGGUCAAGGGAAAUGGCAGACUGGCUUCAACAUGGCUGUAUCAGGAGCUAAGAUAUCAGGAAUCCCCGGGCAGGUCCGACGCCUGAUUGAUACCAUGAAGAAUGCCUCUACGGUGGAUUUUGAGAAUGACUGGAAGCUGGUGACCCUCUUCAUUGGAGGCAACGACCUGUGUCAGUACUGCAACGAUCGGGCCUCUAUGUCACCUCAGAACUACAGUCGUCAUAUGAUGGCAAGCUUGGAUAUGCUGUACAAAGAGGUUCCCAGGACAAUUGUCAACGUCUUGGAGGUCCUAGAAAUUGAAGGUCUUCGCAGGAUCAAAAGGGAUAGUCUCGGGUGCAGUGUGUUACAAAAGUAUAUCUGCCCGUGCUUUUUGUUGCCAGGAGAGGAUUCCCCGGAGCUGGCUGAAGUAAAACGGAUUAAUCGGGAACUACAGGUCGAGACGGAAAAAUUGGUGUAUGGAGGCCGUUACGAAGAGAGAGAGGACUUUGCUGUGGUCGUGCAGCCCUUUUUUAGGAACUCCAUCGUCCCUUUGAACGCUGACGGCAGACCUGACACCACCUACUUCUCUGAGGACUGCUUCCACUUCAGUGAACGGGGACAUGCUUACAUGGCUGCAGCUCUGUGGAGUAACAUGUUGGAGCCAGUGGGUAAAAAACAGACAUACAGCAAUUUCACAAAUACCAGGAGUAACAUCAAGUGCCCCACCGAGGAGCAUCCGUACAUCUUCACGAUGGUGAACAGCUUGCCCGGUUCGACCACCACCACCACCACAGCACCCAUAACGCACAGCACAACUUCACAACCUCACAGCUGUGAUUGCAAUGAGGACGUGCCAGUGUGGCUCGCUGCUGUGCUGGCCGUGACAGGUCUUCUGAUUGGCUGGGCUGUCACCUGGCUCCUCCUCUCCUGCAGAGCCAAGAGGAGCAAGCAGAUGUUAACGGCUGCAGUGGAGAUGAAGGGCACCGUGUUUUAAAGUGCUACCUACUGUAUUUUUUUGCACCGGACUAUACAAAGGACCACAACUGUAAAACAACAUAUUUUAAGUGAUUGUGGUUUUUCAUAUCGAGACAUGAUAAGAUAGUUAUAUGUAUUUAGUAAUUUUACUGGAUGCAGAGGUGGAAAGGGUACACCAGUCUUCACCUAAAGAAAGCAAUAAAUAAGACAACAGAAUGACACUCUAUUAGAAGUCCUGCAUUAAAACCUCAUUGAAGUUAAAGACAUAUUUAAAUGUUGUAGCUGGUCUAACAACUUGACUUAAUGAGACAAUGCAGUCACCAAGCACUACAAAUCAACACAUGUGCAAAAGAAAAAAUGACUGGCUGCACAUUAACUUGUUACCUCUGUUAUAUAUUUAAUGUAUUAAAAGGGUCUAAGGAUAGAGGGUGUUGCUUGCUGUACAGAUUGUAAAGCCCCUUGAGGCAAAUUUGUGCCUUUGCUUAAAAUGAAGUAGAAGAAAUUAAGUAUUUGAAGUC
Messenger RNA from Sebastes umbrosus (honeycomb rockfish), 3838 nucleotides. It is a transcript of the gene plb1, whose product is annotated as phospholipase B1. Bases 52 to 3339 code for a protein of 1095 amino acids. Gene Ontology annotation, biological process: phospholipid metabolic process. The record is from RefSeq and is a predicted model, not a curated record. Gene Ontology annotation, cellular component: brush border membrane. Gene Ontology annotation, molecular function: A2-type glycerophospholipase activity; phosphatidylcholine lysophospholipase A1 activity; retinyl-palmitate esterase activity. The transcript has 43 exons. Lineage: Eukaryota; Metazoa; Chordata; Actinopteri; Perciformes; Sebastidae.